AUGUUUAUUCGUAAUAUACAAAUAUUUCGUUUAAUAUAUAAACAAAAUCUAUAUAGAUUUUUUUCGACAACAAAUAUUUGUUUUGAUUUUAAACAAGAACAAAAUCAAAUAUUGAAUAAAAAACUACAAAAUGAUAUUCUUCCUAUUGAAAAUAAUUUACCUAGUUUAGCUAAUUUACCUUCAUAUUUACCAGAACCAACUGGUGUUAAAUCAAAAUUAUUUAAUGAUUUCUAUUUAAUAUAUCGUUUUGGUUUUCUUCGAUCUAUGAGAUAUAUUCAAAUUCUUAAACUUUCACAAACAUUAGCAACUGUUCUCUUAGCUCCAUAUCAAAUUUAUAAUUACAAUGAAGGUUUAAUAACAUUAUUCGAACUUCAAUUUUCAUUAUUUCUUGUAAGUCUUGCAUCAUUUAGUCUUUAUUUAUUUGGUUGGCUUGCAACACGAACAAUUUGUUAUAUAUAUACAAAUGUUGAAUGUGAUCGUGUUAUUUUAACUCAUGUUGAUUUUUGGGGUCGACGUAAAAAUAUUGAAUUAAAUACACGUGAUAUUAUACCAAUAAAUGAUAUUGAAACUCCAAAUAAAACAUUUUUACCAUUUAAACGUUAUUCAACAAUAAAUACAAUGUAUUAUUCAAUACAAUUUGGUAAAAUACUUGAUCGACCAAGAUUUAAUCGAAUAUUUGCUGGUAUAAUAACACAAGAUAUGAAAAAUUGGUGGUAG
Rotaria sordida is the source of this 717-nucleotide messenger RNA. NCBI's taxonomy places the organism in Eukaryota, Metazoa, Rotifera, Eurotatoria, Philodinida, Philodinidae. The record is from the annotation of a GenBank genome assembly.